This is a messenger RNA of Papaver somniferum (opium poppy), 2807 nucleotides long. RefSeq names its product nitrate regulatory gene2 protein-like. Bases 148 to 2541 code for a protein of 797 amino acids. Lineage: Eukaryota; Viridiplantae; Streptophyta; Magnoliopsida; Ranunculales; Papaveraceae. The transcript is spliced from 4 exons. The record is from RefSeq and is a predicted model, not a curated record.
AACUCUUUUCUCAUCGCUUCACUUCACACACUCUCUGUAAGAACUUGUCUCUCUAAUGUAGAAGCAGUAAACUCUUCUUCUACUUCCUCUGCAACUCUCUCUCAAAACCCAAACUCAAAAAAUCAUCCCUCGUCUUCAUCAUCAUCAAUGGGUGGAUGUACAGCAUCAAAACUAGACAAUGAAGACACAGUCCGUCGCUGCAAAGAACGAAAAAGAUUAAUCAAAGACGCAGUUAAUGCAAGACAUCAUUUAUCAGCUGCCCACUCUGAUUAUCUCCGUUCACUCCGAUUAACCGGCUCCGCUUUACUUGAAUUUGCUUCCGGUGAACCACUUUCCGUUUCUAAUCAAACCCCAACUGUGUUUCUCCACACUAAAAACCCCACUUCAUUUACUCAUAAAGAUCCCCCUCCUCCGUUCAACCCUAAUUUGACAAGAACACAGUCUUCAAUCUCUUACCAGAACUCUGAUUUUGUGACUCAGACACCGAAAUUAACGAAAACCCAUUCUUCGCCGUUGAAGGGGUACUCUUAUUUUGAAGAGAACGAUGAGUCUUCUUCACCGACGAUUACUAGGUCUAAAGUACCUCAUAUUUUGUCUGAAUCAAGCCCUAAUUUUACACCUAAUGGUAUGAAGAAGAAGGUUAUUAAGAAGAAAUCUCAAUUUGGGGUUGAAUCGAAUUACUCAGAGACUCAAUCACAAGCUUCUUCAGUGUGGAAUUGGGAGAAUUUCUAUCCACCUUCACCUCCUGGUUCUGAUUUCUUCAGAAAGAAUUCUCAUCUUGAGGAGGAGGAGGAUAAUCAAUCGAAAAUGUCAAGUAGUGUUUAUUCAAAGCAGCAGCAGCAGCAACAUCAUCAUCUGAAGGAGGAGUUGGAGGAAGAAGAAAGGGAGGAAGUGCAGUGUAGUGAAUGGGGAGAUCAUUACAGUACAACAAGUUCAGAUACUGAUGAUGAGAACGAUGACGACGAUGAAGAAGAUUUAGAAUCAAGAUCUGAAAUGGGUUCUAGAUCAAAUUUUGGUUCAUCUGUUCAUAAUGGUGUAGGGAAUAAAUCAAUGGGGCAUGCUCAAUUUGAUCAGAAAUCUGAUUUUGAUGCUGGAUCUUCUGUUAGUUGGAAUAUGGGGAAUAAGUCUGUUCAUAAUCAUGGCGGCGGUGGCGGUGGGGGUGGUGGUGGUGAGAUAGCAGAUAUGAAAUUGGUGGUUAGACAUAAAGAUCUUGCUGAAAUUGCUGCUUGUAUCAAAGAGUAUUUUGAGAAAGCUGCUGUUGCUGGUGAGCCUGUCUCAGAUCUGCUUGAAAUUAGUCGUGCCCAGCUCGACCGGAGUUUCCGCCAAUUGAAGAAAACUGUGUAUCAUUCAAAUAGUCUUUUGACAAAUUUGAGUUCAAGCUGGACUUCGAAACCUCCAUUGGAGAUUAAGUAUCGACUGGAUACUGGCGCUCUCGUGGAGCAAGGUCCAAAGAGUCACUUCUCAACAUUGGAGCAACUCUUGGCUUGGGAGAAGAAGCUAUACCAGGAAGUUAAGGCUCGUGAAGGGGCAAAUAUUGAGCAUGAGAAGAAGCUAUCGACGUUGCAAUCUUUGGAAUACAGGGGAGGUGGAGAAGCUAAAUUGGACAAGACAAAGGCAUCCAUAAAAAAGCUGCAGUCUAUGAUUUUGGUAACAUCACAGUCUGUGUCCACUACUUCAUCAGCUAUCGUCCAAGUUAGGGACACUGAGCUCACUCCUCAACUUGUUGAGAUAUGCCACGGGUUAAUGUACAUGUGGAGGUCAAUGAAUCAUUAUCAUGAACUCCAGAAUAACAUUGUUCAACAAGUACGCGGCCUCAUAAACAGAGCAGACAAAGGAGAGUCGACCACUGAGCUGCACCGACAAGCAACCCGUCAUCUUGAAUCAGCCGUCUCCUCUUGGCACUCUAGCUUUUGCCGCCUCAUAAAAUACCAACGUGAUUACAUUCAGUCCCUUCACAGUUGGAUCAAGCUCAGCCUUCAGCCCAUCAAGGACAUCACCACCACUGAACCUACCACAAACCCUGCUAAUCUCUUUGCAUUCCUCGACGAAUGGAAACAAGCCCUAGAUCGACUCCCUGACACAGUUGCCUCUGAGUCCAUAAAGAGUUUCGUCAACGUGGUCCACGUGAUUACAACAAAACAGACAGAAGAACUCAAAGUCAAAAAGCGGGGAGAGAUAGCUGUAAAGGAGCUUGAAAAGAAGGCUUCGUCCCUUCGAACCAUCGAAAAGAAAUUCUACCAAUCUUAUUCCAUGGUCGGGAUUGCAAUGCCGGAUAGUGGAAGACAAUCGGAUGGCGGACCCCAAGUUUUUGACGCACGAGACCCACUUUCAGAGAAGAAGAUGGACCUUGCAGCGUGUCAAAGAAAAGUAGAAGACGAAAUGACAAAAUAUGCCAAGGCAGUCGAGGUAACACGAGCAAUGACACUGAACAACAUACAAACAGGUCUGCCAGGCGUGUUCCAGUCCAUGACAAUGUUCUCCAGCUUGUUCAACGAAACACUUCAAGGUGUGUGCACUCGUUCUUACUCCAUCAGUAGAUAAUAUUUUUGUUUUUGUUGCGGUAAAAAUAGAUAGAGAUUUUUUGUUUUUUGUUUCUUUGAGUUUUUCUUUCUGUUUUGUCGGGGUUGGUGGGGUUUGUAUGUGUAGAUAUAAAAUUAUCAUCAUCAUCAUCUUCUUGGUGAUGGAAAAGAGAAGAUAUGAUCAAGAGAAUGUGGCUGUGUACAGAAAAAAAAUUUCUUUAAAUGUUGGUUGUAACAGAAAUUUGGUUGCAAGUGAAAUAAAUGUAUAAUGUCAUUCUAUUUUUGUCC